GCGAGCGAAGUUACUGUGUGGAGUCAUCUUUGUCACCCUAACAUUCUUCCAUUCAAUGGUGUGCUCCAGCAAGAGAAAAUUCUGUGCAUUGUCUCUCCGUAUCUUAAAUACGGAAAUGUUCGUGGGUAUCUCUCGAAUAAUCCCGGAGCCGACCGGACGCUCUUGGCCCUAGAUGUUGCGCAAGCAUUGGAGUUUCUUCACGGAUGGGAACCUCCAAUUGUACAUACCGAUGUCAAAGGGUAUAAUAUUCUUGUCUCGGAUUCCGAGAGAGCGUGUCUCAUUGAUUUCGGAUUCGCCACUGCAAAAGAUACCAUUCUACCUCAUGUCACAAGUACGAUGGAGUCAACACGUAGCGCUCCAUGGACGGCACCGGAGAUUCUUGAAGGCGAUAAUGUGGGGCAUUCAGCUUACACUGCAGAGAGCGAUAUGUACGCUUUUGGCGGAGUUUGCUAUGAGGUCAGAGUUAUCAAAUAA
This is a messenger RNA of Coniophora puteana RWD-64-598 SS2, 474 nucleotides long. RefSeq names its product kinase-like protein. The annotation marks the transcript as partial. Lineage: Eukaryota; Fungi; Basidiomycota; Agaricomycetes; Boletales; Coniophoraceae. The record is from RefSeq and is a predicted model, not a curated record. Gene Ontology annotation, molecular function: ATP binding; protein kinase activity. The transcript has 3 exons. Gene Ontology annotation, biological process: protein phosphorylation.